AGUCUAGGUGGUAGACGCAUCGUGUCGGCGCAAUACGGCCGCUAAAGCCGUGCAGAACUGGCCCUGCGGGAUGGCAGCCUCUGAGGAGGAGCCUGAGGCCUUGACGGAGCAGCUGGACGUUGCGCGCCGCCUGGAAAAUUUGCCUGUGAGCGCGUGGCCCCCAGGGACAGAGCCAGAGCCCUUUCAGUAUACUCCUGAUCAUGUAGCCGGGCCUGGAGGAGACACUGAUCCCACUCUAAUAACCUUUCCCGGAUGCGUUUGUCUCAAAACUCCCUGCCUCCCUGGAACUUGCUCCUGUCUCCGUCGUGAGAAGAACUAUGAUGAUAAUUUAUGCCUCAGACACAUAGGAUCAGAAGCAAAGUGCACUGAGCCAGUUUUCGAAUGCAAUGUCCUGUGUCAGUGCAGCGACCACUGCAGGAACAGAGUGGUCCAGCGGGGUCUGCAGUUCCGCCUCCAGGUGUUCAAGACACAUCGCAAAGGCUGGGGACUUCGUACCUUGGACUUUAUACCAAAAGGACGGUUUGUCUGUGAAUAUGCUGGCGAGGUUUUAGGAUUCUCGGAAGUACAGAGAAGAAUUCAGUUACAAACAAUACACGAUUCGAAUUACAUUAUAGCCGUCAGGGAGCAUGUUUAUAAUGGGCAGGUGAUGGAAACAUUUGUUGAUCCUACCUCUAUAGGAAAUAUUGGAAGAUUCCUUAACCAUUCUUGUGAGCCAAACCUAUUGAUGAUUCCUGUCCGAAUCAACUCGAUGGUACCAAAGUUGGCACUUUUUGCAGCCAAAGACAUUCUGCCAGAAGAAGAACUCUCUUAUGACUAUUCAGGAAGAUUUCUUAAUCUACUGGACAGUGAAGACAAAGAAAGGUUAGAUAAUGGGAAAUUAAGGAAACCUUGUUAUUGUGGUGCUGAAUCAUGUGCUGCGUUCCUGCCUUAUGACAGCUCACUGUACUGCCCCUUAGAAAAGCCAAACACGAGUGCGGAAGGAAAAGUAUAGCAGAAGCGUGUCUGGCCUCGCAGUGGAGGAGAACGAGGAGGAAUCGAGCAUGCUUGGCUCAGCCCUUCCUGGGUUCCCCUCUUACAAGCAACUCACCCUCAGGGUCAGUCUCUGCUCUGUGGUAAGGAGCUUGCCCCUCACUGUAGGGGAGCCCAGUGGUUGUAACUUAGGAAUGUGGCAGAGACUACAGAUUGUCCAGCAACACUCUCUCUCCCCUUCUAUCAUAGAAUUCUCAGUUUUUAUCUGGGUACAUGACUGCCGAGAAUACUCACUUUUCCUAGUGAGAUGUGGCUGAGGGACUAUGUCACAGCUAGUGGGAUAUGAGGGAAAACGUUGUGCCCUUCAGUGGAGACAUCCUUCCCUUAUCCCACUCUUUUUUCUUCUUGGCUGGAAUGUAUACAUGAUAACUGGAGCUGGAGCAUCCAUACCAUACCCCAAAAUAACCUUGGAAAAGGAAGCCACACAUAGCAAAUCAGCAAAAUUGAAAGGAGUCUGGGGGCUGUAUACUGUCCAGCACCCUACCAGUCCUGACCUGACACCUCUGGACUUUUCAGUGAGAAACUGUGUCUUCGUCAUUUAUGCCACUGCUAUUUUGAACUUUCUAGUUCUAGCACCAACCCUAAUCAGUGAUCCAAAGAAACCCUGAUGGCUGAAUACCUAAGCAUUGCUUUCCAGUCAAUUUUAUCAGUAAUAAGGCUGGUAUUUUCAUUUCUGUCUGACUCCUGCAUUUUAUUUCUCAUUUGUUUCUAAACAUAUCAAGGAAAAGGGCAUGAUUAAUUAUCACCUGCUAAAAACCUUAAUGAUUAUCGCCAAUAGUGAAAAACAUAACCGUGAGAAUGACUUCCAUGUGUAUAACCAAAAGUCAUAAAAGGAAACAAAUUGUAAAAUUUUUGCUAUAUACCUGCUGUACUUCAAGGCUUGUGAAGUUAUGCUUCAAAACUUCAAACAGCCUCACUUCAUGUAUUAACAACAUGAAAAUAACCCUGUCAACACCACCAAAGGCGACGGGAGUUUUAUAAUUCCAUUUAAACUUCUGGAGAGGCAAACAUUUCUAACUUCCUUCCUUAAAGCAAGAGUGUUGCAAAAACAAAGCUACUAUGGAAGUUUAUUAGACUUUUUGAAAGCUAAAAUAAUUACUUGGGCCCUAUAAUUUCUUUUUCUAGUACAUUUAGACCCUACCACCAGGAGACGCUGUGCUUUCAAAGUUAUAUCGUAGGGACCCAUGUUAUAUAUUAACACUCUACUCCUGUAUGAUAUCAUAAGUAGGAUAGUUGUACAUUUUAAGUGAAUGAAAUGUA
Molecule: messenger RNA, 2289 nt
Organism: Eubalaena glacialis (North Atlantic right whale)
Lineage: Eukaryota; Metazoa; Chordata; Mammalia; Artiodactyla; Balaenidae
Product: histone-lysine N-methyltransferase SETMAR
Exons: 2
Coding region: 71-991 (306 amino acids)
Cellular component (GO): nucleus
Molecular function (GO): protein binding; histone H3K9 methyltransferase activity; zinc ion binding
Source: RefSeq, a predicted model, not a curated record